AUGGGAAUGCAGUUCGCCAAGCCGCGACCGAUGGAGAAGAAAGACUUCGAAAAUGUUAUCGAAGGCUUUGCUCAUGCGGCCGAGUACCUGCACAAGGCGGGAUUUGAUGGAGUCGAGCUUCACGCAGCCCACGGCUAUUUGUUGUCCCAGUUCCUCUCGCCUACGACCAACAAGCGGACGGAUCAAUACGGCGGCUCGGUCCUCAAUCGGUCCAGAAUCAUCAUCGAGAUCAUCAAGGCCAUCCGGGAACGCGUAGCCGACAAGUCGUUCAUCGUAGGCAUCAAGGUCAACAGCGUCGAGUUCCAAAGCGGCGGGUUCACCCCCGAGGAUUGCAAGACUCUCUGCGCGGAGCUGGAGAAGAACGAAUUUGACUUUGUGGAGCUGUCCGGCGGCACCUACCAAGAAUUUGUCAUGAAGCAUCAGCGCGAGUCGACCCGGAAGCGCGAGGCCUUCUUCCUCGAGUUUGCCGACAUCGUGAUUCCGGAGCUGAAAAAGACAAAAGCCUACGUCACUGGCGGCUUCAGGACGACCAAGGGCAUGGUCAGGGCCCUCGACACCGUGCAGGGCGUGGGACUGGCCCGCCCGGUCUGCAACGAAUUCGACCUUGCCCAGAAGUUGCUCGACAGCAAGGUCGACAGCGCAAUCGAGACUCUGUUUGACGAGGAAAACUUUGGCAUGAUGACUGUGGUGGCCGGAACACAAAUCCGUGCCGUGGGCCAGGGAAUGGAGCCACUCGACUUUAGCAGAGAAGACCACAAGAAGAUCUUCGAAGCGUCCAUGCAGAAAUGGGGCCAGACCAUGGCGGCGGACAAAGAGGGCUCAAGGUACGGAUAUGUUGACAUUGAGGGUCUGAAGCUGGAGCCAUUCGGCGUCCCGUACGCAGCGGCAUCGCUUUAG
This is a messenger RNA of Hirsutella rhossiliensis, 897 nucleotides long. Its product is annotated as NADH:flavin oxidoreductase / NADH oxidase family domain-containing protein. Bases 1 to 897 code for a protein of 298 amino acids. The record is from RefSeq and is a predicted model, not a curated record. Gene Ontology annotation, molecular function: FMN binding; oxidoreductase activity. The transcript is spliced from 3 exons. NCBI's taxonomy places the organism in Eukaryota, Fungi, Ascomycota, Sordariomycetes, Hypocreales, Ophiocordycipitaceae.